UGACGGAAGAUAUCUGGGAGAUAAACAGCAAAAAUGGGCGUAAGCUCAUUGAAGAAGAAUUUUCUUGGGAGAGGGAAAAGAUUUCUAGUUUAUUGAUGCGUCUGGCGAAGCUAGUCCUCGAAGAGGAAGAGAAUCGGGGAGGAUAGCGUUUACCGAAACUAGGACCACCUAUCGACAAUAAUUAACAAGUUCGCCAUGGAAAUCUCGGUAUUCUUACUUUACGCGACGACGACGUUGUUCGGCAUUGUAACGAGCGACAAGUGCGCAGACGAGUGUUCCUGCAAGUGGAAGAGCGGGAAGCGUACGGUCGAGUGUAUAAAUCGUGCCCUGACUAGCAUACCGGAGUGGGUCGAUCCGGAGACGCAAGUACUGGACACUAGUGGCAACGACAUUCGGACCUUGCCGAGCAACAUCUUCGUACGUGUACGGUUGACGAAUCUACAGCGUCUCUACCUACGCGAGUGCCGUAUCGACCGAAUCGAUAGCGAAGCACUGGCGGGCCUUACGAAUCUAGUUGAGCUCGAUCUAAGUCAUAACCUCUUAACCGUAGUCCCUAGUGGCAGUUUCACGGAUACACCGUUUCUCAGGGACCUGGUGCUUGCCAACAAUCCUCUCAAGAGGGUUCACUCGCACGCCUUCAAGAGUACACCGAAUUUGGUCAAGCUGGAUCUGUCUAACACACAGCUAAUCGAGAUCGAACCGAAAGGUUUCCGAGGUUUAGAAUUACUGGAAAGUUUGAAACUGAACAACAACCAGUUGUCGACGCUUCAUCCAGGCACGUUCGAGCCUUUGAACAAACUUACUAGUAUAGAACUUCAUGACAACCCGUGGAUAUGCGACUGUCAUCUACGCGAAAUGAAGAUGUGGUUAGUGAAGCACAACCUGCCUACUCUUCAGGCACCAAUUUGCCACGGACCGAAACAGUUAUUGAACCGUACGUUCACCGAUCUAGGUAUCGACGACUUUGCUUGUCGUCCGAUCCUGCUGAUAGCCAGUCGAUACGCUGAGGCGACGAUAGGCGAAAAUGCCAGUAUCGUGUGUCGGGUUAGCGCGAUACCACCGGCUAAAGUGAAGUGGUAUUGGAAUGGAAGACUGCUGACCAACCAUUCGGCGUUCAGUAGCUAUCAGAAGAUCUUGAUCUUCGAGGAAGGUCAGUUCAGAAAGAGGAGCACGUUGGUACUGACGAACGCCCAGGAAUCGGAUUCUAGCGAAUUCUAUUGUGUCGCUGAGAAUCGUGCGGGCAGUGUCGAGGCCAAUUUCACCCUACACGUGUCUCUGAGAACCGCUGGCAUGUCGACCCUCGGUUCUGGUCAAAUUGCUGGAAUAUCCGCCGCUCUGGUCGUCUUGAUUCUCUUCAUUCUUCUCAUCAUUCUCGUGCUGUUUAUUCGUUUUCGAAAAAUGCCUUUGAAGGACGUUAAAUCAUCAGCGGUGCCUGCGGAAGGGGCAUCGGCGGAUAACAGCGGGGGUAACAACGAGAACCCGCCAUCCGCGACGUCUACCAGCCGUAGAAAGCACGAGGAGAUCGAAACCACGUCGUUCGGUGUGGACUCGAAGCCACCGGUGUCCUUAAAUCUCAGCUACGUUCAAAGACCGCAAGCGUCCUUGCAAGCGGAGAAUGAGUACGCUUCGAUCAGGAGUUUCGACGAGCAUAGUCAACAAUCGUCGGUGAUGGUGGCGCCGAGCGCCUGUUUCUCAUCGACCACGUCGUUGAUGCCGAUCGACAAUCCUGAUCUGAUCAGGGAUACACACCGCGGAUCGGCUGAGGACAUUACGCCGUAUGGUGGAGCGGAUUACACUCGCAUGGAAGUGGUGGACGACGCCAAGAUCCUUUACUCGGGUUGCCUGUGGGAUACGAGGGAUACGUGCAGAACAGCGGUGCCAGUGAGCACGUAUCCUUCGAAGGAGACCCUCGCUGUAGUGGCGCCUAUAGUUGAGCAGUUUCCACCUGGCGCGAAGCAGAUACGAGUUUGGCAAAAGGGAGCGCCGGUUUUACCUCCUGUAUCCGCGCUGAAACGUGUCCUUGGUUCGACACGUAGCUCUCCCGACGAGGGCUAUCAAGAAGGGACUGGGACCGACGUCUAGGUACCGCUGCUUCAUUACUGCGACGCCCGGCACCGUUACCUGGAGCUUCGUAGACGCCACCAGGACGACACCGACUGUUGAGCGACGUCCUGUCCAGUGCCGGACGAGCGGUAGUGAACGAUUCUGAAUAAUACUGAAUUCCAAGGAAUCCGUCGCGUUGAUCGAUGGACGCGGACAUCGACCUGUCACGUUGGUUGCGUAUACAUAAACAUAUUAUAUAUAUACAUAUAUGUAUGUAUAUAUAUAUAUAUAUAUAUAUAUAUUGUG
Osmia bicornis bicornis is the source of this 2349-nucleotide messenger RNA. Its product is annotated as leucine-rich repeat-containing protein 24-like. The record is from RefSeq and is a predicted model, not a curated record. The transcript has a single exon. Gene Ontology annotation, molecular function: protein binding. Lineage: Eukaryota; Metazoa; Arthropoda; Insecta; Hymenoptera; Megachilidae. Bases 196 to 2082 code for a protein of 628 amino acids.